AUGGCCGUAGUUUAUUUUGCAACUGAACGUCUAUUCACAGAAAAUUUAGAUUUUUCAACUAAAUAUUGGUUAAACGACAAACAAUGGUUUAUUAAAUGUUUUAUUAUUAAUAAUAGACAAACAUGUAUUUGCACAAUACCCUAUGACCACGAUUCAUACUCUCAGUCAGAAACUAUCACUAAUUCCAUUUAUAAUUCUAUUAAAGCUGAACAUUUGGAUUGUAAUCGUAUACGACAUAUUCGUACAUUAACUAUUAAUUCAUCUUCAGUUCAAACAACAGGAAUACUCUCAUGGUUACAUCAUUUAACUUUUGCAUCGGAUAUUUUAACAUUUGAAUUAAUAGCAAAGAUAUUGAAACAAACACCAUUUCUUUAUUCAUUAACGCUCACAUCAUUUCUUCACCCUACUUCCACUGUUCCAACAGCAACGUUCAAACAUGUUAAAGAAUUGCAUAUGACAUGCAACCGACACUAUGUCAAUAAUCUAAAUAUAAUUAAACAACUUAUGAAACUUUUACCAGAUGUACAUUAUUUAAUACUUGAUUAUCCAUUAUGGCCACAUGAUUCUUUAGAUUUGAUAUUCUGCUCCUGUCCAAAUUUAAAAUCAUUAUCCAUAUGUGCGAAUAAAAUUGAUGAGACUGCUGCUGAAAUGUGGUUAAAUAAAUAUACUUGCUUAAAAUUUCGAAAGCAAAAGUUUUAUGCAAAAUACGACGAAAAAACUAGAGAAUUAACGAUCUGGUUUUAA
Messenger RNA from Didymodactylos carnosus, 744 nucleotides. The record is from the annotation of a GenBank genome assembly. NCBI's taxonomy places the organism in Eukaryota, Metazoa, Rotifera, Eurotatoria, Philodinida, Philodinidae.